This is a messenger RNA of Emiliania huxleyi CCMP1516, 2831 nucleotides long. It is a transcript of the gene AP2B1, whose product is annotated as Adaptor protein 2 beta subunit 1. Gene Ontology annotation, cellular component: membrane coat; clathrin adaptor complex. The transcript has 16 exons. The record is from RefSeq and is a predicted model, not a curated record. NCBI's taxonomy places the organism in Eukaryota, Haptophyta, Isochrysidales, Noelaerhabdaceae. The coding region runs from base 30 to 2831 and encodes 933 amino acids. Gene Ontology annotation, biological process: vesicle-mediated transport; intracellular protein transport.
AGCGCCGAGCCUCCGGCGUGCAGUGCACCAUGGACUUCGUCGAAAAGUCCAUCCAAAAGGUCAACCAGCUCGGCGCCGGUGGCGGUGGCGGCACCGACUCCAAGUACUUUCAGACGACAAAGAAGGGUGAGAUUCACGAGUUGCGUGAGGAGCUCGCCAACCCAAAGAUGGAGAAGAAGAAGGAGGCGGUCAAGAAGGUGAUCGCCGCGAUGACCGUGGGCAAGGACGUCUCGAUGCUCUUCACCGACGUUGUCAACUGCAUCCAGACGGUCAACAUCGAGCUCAAGAAGCUCGUCUAUCUCUACCUGAUCAACUAUGCAAAGUCGCAGCCCGACCUCGCCAUCCUCGCCGUCAACACCUUUGUCAAAGACACACAGGACGUCAACCCGCUCAUCCGCGCCCUCGCCGUCCGGACGAUGGGGUGCAUCCGCGUGGACAAGAUCGUCGAGUACCUUUGCGAGCCUCUGCGCAAAUGCCUCAAGGACGAGGACCCGUACGUGCGGAAGACGUCCGCGGUCUGCGUCGCGAAGCUCUACGACAUCAACGGCGAGCUGGUCGAGGACCAGGGCUUCCUCGACAUGGUGUACGACCUGCUCGGCGACUCGAACCCGAUGGUGGUCUCGAACGCGGUCGCCGCGCUCGCCGAGAUCUCGGAGACGUCCGAGCUGGGCCAAAAGGUCUUCCAGAUCAACACGUCGACGCUGCAAAAGAUGCUGGCCGCGCUCAACGAGUGCACUGAGUGGGGCCAGGUCUUCAUCCUCGACUCGCUCGCGCUCUACUGCCCCUCGGACGGGCGCGAGGCCGAGUCGAUCAUCGAGCGCGUGACGCCGCGGCUGCAGCACGCAAACUCGGCGGUCGUGCUGUCCGCAGUCAAGGUGAUGAUCAAGUACAUGGACCUGAUCACGAGCCAGGACACGCUCAAGGCGCUCUACAAGAAGAUGGCGCCGCCCCUCGUCACCCUCCUCUCCUCCGAGCCCGAGAUCCAGUACGUCGCGCUGCGCAACAUCAACCUGAUAGUGCAGAAGCGGCCGACCAUCCUCGCGCACGAGAUCAAGGUCUUCUUCUCAAAGUACAACGACCCGAUCUACGUCAAGAUGGAGAAGCUCGAGAUCAUGAUCAAGCUCGCCUCGGAGCGGAACGUCGACCAGGUGCUCAUGGAGCUCAAGGAGUACGCCACCGAGGUGGACGUCGAGUUCGUGCGCCGGUCCGUGCGCGCCAUCGGGCGGUGCGCGAUCAAGCUCGAGCGCGCCGCCGAGCGCUGCAUCAACGUGCUGCUCGAGCUCAUCCAGACGAAGGUCAACUACGUGGUGCAAGAGGCGGUCAUCGUCAUCAAGGACAUCUUCCGCAAGUUCCCCAACCGGUACGAGUCCAUCAUCGGCACGCUCUGCGAGAACCUCGACACGCUCGACGAGCCCGAGGCGAAGGGGUCGAUGAUCUGGAUCAUCGGCGAGUACGCGGAGCGGAUCGACAACGCGGACGAGCUGCUCGAGUCCUUCCUCGAGUCGUUCGACGAUGAGACCGCCUCCGUCCAGCUGCAGAUGCUCACCGCCACGGUCAAGCUCUUCCUCAAGCGGCCGGCGGAGACGCAAAAGAUGGUGCAGGACGUGCUCACGCUCGCGACGCAGGACUCUGACAACCCCGACCUGCGCGACCGCGGCUACAUCUACUGGCGCCUGCUCUCGACCGACCCCGAGGCCGCCAAGCAGGUCGUGCUCGCCGAGAAGCCAAACAUCAACGACGACUCCUUCACGCUCGACCCGUCCGUGCUCGACGAGCUCAUCACGCACCUCUCCACCCUCGCCUCCAUCUACCACAAGCCGCCCUCCACAUUCAUCACCGGCCGCACCCGCAUGGUGCCCACGCUCGGCGGCGGGGCGCACGACGACGAGUACGAGGAGAGCGACGCCAACAUCACCUCCGACAUGAUGGACGGAGGGAUGGGCGGUGCGCAGGCGGCGCCGCCCGCGAUGCCCGCCCCCUCCGCCGGCGGGCUCGCCGACUUGCUGGGCCUCGACGACGAGAUCGCCGCGCCGGCGGCCGGCGGCGGCGGCAUGGGCGGCGCCGCGAGCUUGGCGCCGCCAGGCAUGGCAGACCUCUUCGGGGGACCGCCUGCGCCCGCGCCCGCCGCCCCGUCCGCCAAGGUGGUGCUCCCCCCGGACCGCGGCGAGGGCAUGCAGGUCCGCAGCGCCUUCGUCGCGCAGAACGGGCGCGUCUUCCAGCAGAUCACCAUCGAGAAUCACUCGCCCGCGCCCCUGUCCGGCUUCGCCAUCCAGUACAACAAAAACUCGUUUGGGCUGGUGCCGGAGUCGCCAGGGGCGCUCGGCCAGGUGAUGCCGCCGCAACUCGCGCCGGGCCAGUCGCACACGGGGCUGAUGCCGCUCACCGCGACGGGCCAGCCGCAAGACUCGAAGGGCCACGUGCAGAUGGCGAUCAAGAACAACGUGAAGGUCUUCUACUUCCAGGACCAGUGCGAUGUCCUCGCCUUCCUCUCCGCCGACGGGCGCGUCGAGCGCGGCGCCUUCCUCGAGCAGUGGAAGAGCAUCGCUCAGGAGGCGGCGCUCGACGUGCAGGGCAUCGGCCCCGCCAACGAGAAUGUCGACUCGCUGUGCCCAAAGCUCGAGGCGUCCAACGUGUUUUUCAUCGCGCGGCGCAAGCUGGACGGAGGCGCGGACAUGCUCUACUUUUCGGUCAAGACACUCAACGGUGUCGUCAUGCUGGCCGAGAUCGGGCUGCGGCCAGGCCAAGGCAUGGGCCGCGUCGUCGUCAAGGCGCAGCAGACGCCGUACGUAUCCUUGCUCGCAGAGUCGCUCAAGGCGAAGCUCCUCUCCUAG